AUGGAUACAAAGCAGAUAUCCACGGAUUUGUGGGACUCUAGUGAUAGAGACUUCACCGCAACUCAGCAGUCCCAGGGUGGGCUCACUGUGGUACCCUCCCUUUCAUCCUCUGUUGGGGGACUCGGGUUUGCACUGAGUGCCAGCACCCCACAGAUCAUCGCCUUUGACGAGCUGCGCACAGACUUCAAGAGUCCCAUUGACCAGGGGAACCCGGCGAGGGCACGAGAGAGAUUGAAAAACAUUGAGCGGAUUUGCUGCCUCCUGAGAAAGCUCGUGGUCCCUGAAUACUCCAUCCAUGGACUCUUCUGCCUCAUGUUCCUGUGUGCAGCCGAGUGGGUCACCCUGGGCCUCAACAUCCCUUUGCUCUUUUACCACCUCUGGAGGUAUUUCCACCGCCCAGCAGACGGGUCUGAAGUGAUGUAUGACGCUGUCUCCAUCAUGAACGCUGACAUCCUCAACUACUGCCAGAAGGAGUCAUGGUGCAAACUGGCCUUCUAUCUGCUGUCCUUCUUCUACUACUUGUACAGUAUGGUUUAUACUUUGGUGAGUUUCUAAGAGGACUGAGUGGGGGACCCCACAAUUAUUUCAGUGGCUGCUCCCGGACUCCUGGGUUCACCCCCGACCGGCUGUUUCUAGGAAAGUGCCAGAGAUGCUGGGAACACGGGGGGAGGCCCUGAAAACCCAGUCCCCCCAUGGGCCUGAUGCUCUCCCCCCAUGGAUUUGCGACUCUGCCCCAUCGCUGGACGACUCGCAGGAUCAGACCUUGGGCCUCCCCAUAUUAGGGCUGCCCUGCAUUUUGAAUGACUUGGUGAACCCUGCUGCAGCGCCUGUGAGGAGAGGAGUAUCGCCUCCCAGACAUACCCUCCCCACUUCUGUGAUGGGGGCCAGGGCAGGCGUGACCCCCCACUGCUGCUAGAACCCUCCCCAUUGCCACACCUCAUUGUGAGCCCAGCAAGGGGAUGGGCACCCUACCCCACAGUGAAUCCCUUUUCAGGGGGUGGGGAGAACUGAGUACUGGGCACCCCUCCCCUGCAGUGUCAUAACGCAGGGGUAGGAGCCCAGCACAGGGCCAGGGCGAUUAUUCUGUUGGGAUGUUUACAUCUAAUCCAGGGGGUGGAACCCACCUAGGAUCUUCCCACAACCUACAGGGCACAGCCCCUGGCCCCCACCCCAGGGUGGGCUCAAACCCCACACACCCCAGGGCAUGGCAGGGUAUUUCUGUGUGUUUAUAGUGUUGAAUUUGUUACCUGGAGUUAUUGUCUGGUGUGGGGCUGGUGGCCCAGGGGGUACCUUAUCUAGAGCCCAGGGAGAAGGGGAUAAAGCUGAAAAAUGACACCCCCACACCAGGUCACCCCUCCGAGGUCAGGCACCCCCCAUCCCUACGUCCUUAUUACCAAGUUGGGGGGGGUACUCAAAUUUGGGCCUUGGGCCCAGAAAAAUUGGGGUGGGGUGCUGGUGUGUGCAGGUGCCCUGUUAGCCUGAAUAGGGGUGUGUGCGCGGGUGCCCUGUGUAGAGCUCCCCGUUAGCCCACUUGGGAAGCUAUUCUGAGCUGGGUGCUGGGAAGGGGAGCUAUGUCUCAGAGGGAGGAGAUUCCUCCCUCCCCCAACCUGGGGUAAGACCCACAGAGAAAGGGACCUGGAUGCCAGAGACAUCUAUAGGUGUUGGGGGGCAUUGCCCCCCCGGUCCUCCUAUCCCCCACAGGGCAUUUGUGUAUAAAUGAAACAUUGGAUAAAAUAUCCUCAACUUUGUGGCUAAAUAAAAACUUGCAAAAAACCCAAGCGCCAUCGCCCUCCUGUGUCUGUAAGUGGGACGUGGGGCCAGCAGG
Molecule: messenger RNA, 1825 nt
Organism: Pelodiscus sinensis (Chinese soft-shelled turtle)
Lineage: Eukaryota; Metazoa; Chordata; Testudines; Trionychidae
Source: RefSeq, a predicted model, not a curated record